AUGGACAAAUAUGUCGUGAAAUUACCAGGGCCUUCGACAGCAAGCAAUUGGCCGUCGAAAUCCAAGGGAAAAGGCCUAAAACAAGUCACAAUCAAAUCUCUCACGAGAGUUGUUGUUGUUGAUGAUAUCAAGAAAAUAAAGGAAAUCCUGGUUAACAAACAGACCUCAAAUGAAGAUUUAGCAAAAGCUUUGAAAGAGCUGGGUGAAAAGAUUCCGUCGAAAGAAAUCAUCAUGGAAACGAAAAUAGGUCAGAUUGUGAGGAAGCUAGUUCGGCAUGAUGAUGAGGACGUGGCGAAACAAGCCAAGGCAAUCUAUCAUAAGUGGAAGAACUUUUACGCAGAAAGAUCAAAGCUGAAGCCAAUUGAAGUCAAGUAUGAUGCAAAGACGGAAUCCUUGAGGAUAAAAGCUAGGAAGCAUUUAGCAAUUGCCUUGGGUGUUCAGGAAACUCAUAACCUUGUCACAGGAAUAGAGAAGGAGGCAUUCAAUCUGUGUAAAAAGGUAUCCAUGCACAUUUACAACCGUGCCCUAAGGACUAUCAUUCUAAAAGCAAAAAGUGACAAUGAAAUGAAGAAUGACAUUCUCAAUGGAACUCUGCCAGUAACAUUUUUAGUUAAAAAAUAUGCAAAGAAAGGAGAGAUAUAGCCAGAAUUGUUAGCGUUUCUGUGUGAUUGAUGUAACUUAUUGGAUACUUGAUGAACUCUUUUAUAUGAAAAAGUCAAUCUUUGUGACUAUCUAUGUACUUGAUUGAAACAAUGGAUAGAUCUCAAAAUGAUAAUGCAUGGAUCUCGAUAAUAAAGUCUGUGAGAAAAUCAGUCUUUUGUUGGAAUGAUUUAGCAAAUGUAGGUUCACUUUGGCAGGAUUGCUAGAUGUAGAAUAGUGUUUGGUUUGUCAGAAGAUUA
Molecule: messenger RNA, 899 nt
Organism: Lineus longissimus
Lineage: Eukaryota; Metazoa; Nemertea; Pilidiophora; Heteronemertea; Lineidae
Product: transcription elongation factor A N-terminal and central domain-containing protein 2-like
Exons: 4
Coding region: 1-642 (213 amino acids)
Biological process (GO): DNA-templated transcription
Cellular component (GO): nucleus
Source: RefSeq, a predicted model, not a curated record